Amblyraja radiata (thorny skate) is the source of this 6806-nucleotide messenger RNA. It is a transcript of the gene mideasb, whose product is annotated as mitotic deacetylase associated SANT domain protein b. Gene Ontology annotation, cellular component: transcription regulator complex; histone deacetylase complex. NCBI's taxonomy places the organism in Eukaryota, Metazoa, Chordata, Chondrichthyes, Rajiformes, Rajidae. The record is from RefSeq and is a predicted model, not a curated record. The transcript has 13 exons. Gene Ontology annotation, molecular function: transcription corepressor activity. Gene Ontology annotation, biological process: regulation of transcription by RNA polymerase II; negative regulation of DNA-templated transcription. Bases 550 to 4275 code for a protein of 1241 amino acids.
CUCAGCCCUCGAUGAGGUAAACUCUAUGACUCAGCCUGCCAAAUGCAAGCUCACCACAGCAUUGCGAUGGUAAGAGCGGAUGCAGCGCAGCAGCGAGUUGUUGGGGACGUGCUGCAUUUCCAAACUAUUUUUUCAGCCUUGAGGGAAGACUGCUAUCUGCUACAUGCUUUUGGGACGAGAACACUGCACAGGUAUCAUCGUCCAUAAAACCCCCAUACCUUCAUAGAUUCCUGGAGGGAACAAAACGUUUAAAAAAUGCAUUGAUGCUUGAGCAGCAGCCUGUCUGGAUAUUUUUGGUUGGCAAAUUUCCUUCUGAGUCUGCACGUGAAAAGUCAGGGAGAAAAUUACCCACGUGGACUGCGCACAACUGCAGACGUUAACUUGGUACUGUGGACAUUUGCUAUCUUGGGUGCGAGCAGACAUCCAUGAUUCAUUGUUGGCUUUCAAACAUCUUAUUUUUAGAGUGGAGAAACCAAGCUUGCAAGGAACAACGCUCUUAAAACGGAGAGGGGUCAAGAGUUCGCAACUAUAGCCUUAAAUGCCGCUCUAAUGAUGAGUGUACCUGCCCCUGGCAAGAACUCAACGAAGCGGAGAGGCAAGCAGAUUUCAUUCUUUGCUGAAAGUACCAGAACUGUUCGACCAAACCCAGCUCGCCAGAGGAAGAACGGAAUGCUGCACAGUGAAGUGAAUGUCUCUGAGGGCCUGGCUGAAGCACAGCAACCGCCCAAGGCCACAGUUCCUGUCACCGGGGUGCAUUGCCACCCUGUGGCUGCUGCGGAAGUGGAAAUGGAUCAAGAGAAUCUGACCAAAGGUGGCACUGUCCCACCAAACUGGGCUGCCUCCAUUCUGAUUGAUCGUUUGCCCACCAAAGGUGAGCUGAACUGGCAACCAGCUAACCAGGGCGUCUCCUGGAGUCAAAAUGAAGCCCCUUUCUGUGCCAGUAGCAGGGCUGCAAGCAAUGUUCCAAGAUCCUUCCUAAACACUCUGGCACAGCAAGAGAGCACAGCCCAUCUGUCACAGGAAUGCCUCCAAAGGCUCCAGGAGAACAAAGACAGUGGGUCUCAGCUUGACUUAUUUGGGGAUGCAAUAAAACAGAUGGAUGAGAAAGCCCAAUUAGCAAAGAAGCUGGCCAAGCAAUCGGUUCACUCAUUAAGUGAGCUACAGAAACCACAACUACAGAACCCCCUACAACACCAAUCCCAGCAGAACCUCCUACAGCAUCAACACCAAUCCCAGCAGAACACCCAGCAAAAUCCACUGCAGCAUCAACACCAUUCCCAGCAGAAUCCACUGCAACACCAACACCAAUCCCAGCAGAACCUGCUGCAACACCAAUCCCAACAGAACCCACUGCAUUACCAACACCAGCCCCAGCAGAACACACUUGUGCAUCAACAACAGUCCCAGCAGAACCCACUGCUGCAUCAACACCAGACAAACAAACUGCAUAUCCGAACGCAGCUUUCAGCGCAGCAUGAGCUCCAACAGAUCCGACUGCAGCAUCAACACCAGCAGAAUCAAAGGCAGUACCAGCAGAAUCAAGCUCAACACCAGCAGGCUCAACUGUUGCAUCACCAGGAGCAUCAACAGCAACAAACGGGUCAUGAAACGUUGCUUCAGCAUCAAUACUUCCCGUUUCCAUAUGGACAAUGCCAGAAGCAGGACCUGCCCCCAAACUCAGUAUUACACCUGUUCCACCCAUCUCGCCAGCCACCACUUCCUCAUUACAGCCAUACAACACAAGCCACAUGUCAACAACACCUUUUCCAACAGUUCUUCCCUCACCAACAGCCACCCCAAUCUCUCGGUCUCCACAGGAUUCAGACAAGUCAGGGGCCAGAAGAAUCCACGCAUCUGAUAGUUUCAGCACCAUCUCAGUUACAGCAAUCAUCUGAUGUACAGAUCAGCAAAGGAAUCCAGAGGUCCACAGGUGAUCACAAUCAGGAACUUCCUCUACGUCAUAUAGGGAGCGAAUUUCAAGCACCCUUAGCAAAGCAGAUUCGAUGUACCAUCAAGGAAAGGAAGGUGAAACCCUGCCAAUAUGAGAUGCAGAGACUUGAAAAUGAGACCAUGGAAAGUACCUACCAGCAUUUGUCACUUGCAUAUGGGCCAGAGCUCCAAAAAUUGCUAAACAUGCCAAAGUAUCAUGGUGCACAGAACGAACACAAGCUGUUUGAGGUGGAUUUGCCUCAAUCCAAGAGCAUUGAAGCACAUGCUCAGAUUAAUGAGGACAUCGGGAGUCAGAGAGAACAUGAGAAAAGCCAGGUGAAUCAAAACAAUAGAAAGUGUGCUCAGGAAACUUCAUCGGACGUUGACGAGGCAGCUGACAGUAUUACACAAAGCACAACAAAAGGAGGGACAAUUUCUAGCGAGACCAAUGGGCUCCGAUCACAACAGUGCCUGCCCAUUCAAAACUCCCCCACUGAGGCUCAGGUGAAUGACGGUAAGGAAGAAAAGAAGAGGAUGUCGGAGCAAUCGAGGGUUGAGAGUGCCCUGUCAGAAGCGGCAUCUCCAGGGGACCGACAUGAUGACAGCUGCCUGGUACCACUGGUAAUACCCGUGUCGGUGCCAGUCAGAAGCACCAAUCAGAAAGGAGACGGGGAAUCGCAGAAGAAUCUGUCAAGUGAGAGGGAUUUGUCUGAGUCGAAAUCCACUCCAUUGACCACCCGCAAGCGCAGAUUGAGUCGAGGUUCUGGAGGUGGACCCUCCAUACAGGAAGUUGAACGCGCCAGAGGUCAGCUGAACUUGGCGGCCAAAUUGAAACGGCGCCCCAGGCCGGAGCCCCUCUUCAUUCCGCCCAAACUUCUCAACCAUGUCUCGGUCAUUGCUUACCCACCUGGUGCCCUCUAUCAGAGCAACCUUCGAUCGCCCAUCAGAUUGCCUGAGUACUCCGUGGACAGGAACUUCCAACCACCGCCCUACACUCCCCCGCCCAUUCUCAGCCCCAUGCGGGAGGGCUCGGGACUUUACUUCAACGCCAUCUUGUCAGCUACAACCAAUUCGUCCCAACCGGUCACUCCAAAGUCUACGCCCAAAUUCUGUUUAAGCCGAUCAAACAGUGUUGAUACCCCACCUCCAUUCCUGCCCCUCAUGAAUGAAGCCACUCCUGCAAGCAUUGAACCGCGAAUCAACAUUGGCCCCCAGUUCCAGGCAGAAAUACCUCAGCUCCGUGACAAGUCCCUGGCUGCGUUGGAUGUCAACCAUGCCGACCUGGUAUUCAAGCCCUGGGAAAGUCCUAAAAGCUAUCGGCUUAACCAACAAAUAAUGGAGGACCUGAUGACUGUGGCCUGCUCCGAUAUUUUACCAGGUGGAGGUACUAACCAGGAGCUCGUCUUACACUGUCUGCAUGAGGCCAAGGGAAAUAUAUUGGCAGCCCUGAACAUGCUGCUGAUUAAGAGGAAUCCACGGGGCAGGAACAAGGCGCUGAUCAAUUAUCACUAUGCAGGCUCAGAUAAGUGGACGUCUCGAGAGAAGGUGAUGUUUAAUAAAGGGCUGGCAGCGCACAAAAAGGAUUUCUUCCUUGUUCAGAAGCUGGUGAAAACAAAGACAGUGGCCCAGUGUGUGGAAUUUUACUAUACAUACAAAAAGCAGGUCAAAAUUGGCAAGAAUGGAACGUUGAUAUUUGGUGACACUUCCACCGCUGACAGUAAGAUUGUGGCUGAGCCAAGCACAGUUGACAGAAAGGAUUCACUCCGUCGUAAAACCCGCACCCCUCUUGCACCAAAUUCUAAGAAUGAGUUGUCAGAGGAGGUGAAAGAGGAGGUUAAAGAGGAUGCAGACGAAGAUGAGGAAGAGGAAGAGGAAGCUGAGGAUGAGGACGAGGAAGAAGAAGAAGAAGCAGAAGAAGAAGAAGAAGAAAAGGAGGAAUACAAACCUGAUCACAAGAAAUUGAUCGUGACUCAGCAGGCCCAGGAUGUUCACCUGCGGAAGAAUCACGACCCCACGUAUCGAUGCAACUACAGACCACGACCGCGACCACGACCGCGACCUCCAGCGACUGUGGCUGCUUCACGUACAUCAUCUAGGAACGAGCGUGCGCAGUUGGGUGACUCAACCAAGCUUGCAAAGCAAGCUCAAGAAAAUAUCUUCCCUUGCAAGAAGUGUGGGAAGGUAUUCUACAAAGUGAAGAGUCGAAGUGCACACAUGAAAAGCCACAGUGUCCAGGAAAAGAAGCAGAGGGAGUUAGAGUUAAAACAACGAGGUCUAGAUGAAAAAGAGCUGCCAAAGGAGCACGAGGGGUGCAACGAUUAUUCCUCAUAUUGCCGGGACAUUUAAUUUAUGCAAUGGUGAUAAAGCAAACUAUUUCAAUUUGACCUUCAAACAGCUGUGGAACCUGAGACAUGAUCUAUGGUCUUAUCUGGAUACGUCGUUGAAUGUCAGCAUGGGUGCACUGGACACCAUCCCUCUGGGUAAUUCAAACUCAAUUUUGUGUCUCUCUUGUUCCUGCCUGCAGACUCUUAAAUGGAAGGUAGAGACUGCAUUUUGUCACCGUAGCCAAUUUGCUCAAACACGUUGGUCUGAAACGACAAUCAACAACUGAGGCCAGAAUGUUGGAACAAUGUAAAAUGUCAUAAUUCUCUAAUUCUGUCUAGCUGAUGGAGCAAAACCUAUCACUUAGUUUUCUUUUUAAAACAGUUGCCCAACAUAUUUCUCGCUGAGAUUCAAAACAUGCUUGGAUGCUGUGAAAGUGUUGUACAUCAAUUGUGUAGGUUGCUAAAUAUUGUAUCACACAGCAGAAUUUAAAAUAUUCAGUAUAAAAUAAUUACAAUAUUCUGGUUUUGCAUCACACCAGGCAGAAUGAAGUUACAUGUUGGCACAGUUAGAAUUGUAAAGCACAAACAUUUGGCUAGUUUAUAACUUCAUUUAUGCAGUUGGACUAAUUAGAAUUAAUGUUCCCAGUAAAUGUUCAUGUCAAACCGCAUCUUGAAAUUGAAAGCUGCCUUACUGCUCAGUAAGAUGAUUAUCAAUCUUAUUCGUGUGAAACACAUUGGGACCUUCCUGUCAUUAUCAUUUAUCCCAAUUCUUUGGUUAAAUAACUUCCAUUAUAUCUAAACACAGCACAUUCCAAAUCAACACUCCAGUGCCCUUCAUGUGAAUACUGGGUGCGCCUUUGUGAGACACCACAUCCUAAACGUUGAAAAGUGCUGUCUGCUUCAGAAACUAGUUACAUUAUCCAUUUCUCCCAAGUCCUCUCCAAUCCACCUGUGUCACUAUUUUCCCUACCUUAAAGGCACAGUGAGUAUUCUGGAAAUAAUUUCCCUUUGUAAAUUUUCCAAUCCAGUUUUCCCUCUAAUAAAUAUGUAAACAUUUUCUUCUGUGGCCCUUCCGCUUGUGUUAUCAAGUCCAAUGGUGACUUGUCACAUUGUUUUCUGCCUUGUAGCAUGGAAUAAGGCUAUUUGCCCAUUAGACCCGUACUUGGAAUUGUGCAAAUAGGAAACGUUAAUUUUGCUGAAGAUCCUGAUGCAAACUUUAUGUAUAUUUUUAAAAAAAAGAGCAUGGUAUGUUGCCUGCUACACUAAAUUGGUACCUGGACCUUCCUUCAGUUUCUAUGCAGUCAAUUUUUCUUUCAAUUUUUUUUUUCCCCAAAAUUAAGUGGCAUGAGAGUUAUUUGAAGUGGCAAAGAAAUUUCAGGUUAUAGCAGUAGAAGUGCAACAAAUCAUCCUCAUUAAUACUUCAUUUUCCUUCCACAACAAAAGGAAUAGGGUAAGGUGGUGGGUUCUGUUAUUCACCUGGAUAGUCUGCAUCAAUUUUCUGUGGUAUGGUUGUCAUCUCCAGUUGGAUAUAUAUCUUGCAGGUUUCAUCAUUUCAAACUACCUAUUUGUUUUUAUCCUUAUGUUUUUUAAAGUAAAUAUGUCAACCCCAAAUGGAAGAAAUUACAUUUUUAAAGGACUUUCUUAAAGUUGCAUUCUGCAGUAUCUAACAGCAAGAACAAAGUAACUUGUAUGUCUUGCCAGUGAGGUCACACUGCUAACAUUGCUGAUUACACCCACUGUUACCGAUAGUGUCAACCACUUCCUCACUGGUAGGAUGUACCUGUGUUUACCAGCUUUCUUUUCACAUCGAUCUCUAAAGAUUAACCUUUAAUUUAUCAUGUGCCCAGGGCAAUCUGGAAACGUUGGCAAGCUAUGCUUCAUUCAGUGAUACAAUAUUUAUUAUGUAAAACGUAAAAUAUUGUCUACUGUGGAAAUCUGAAACACAAAAACAAAAUGUUGGAAGUAUUCAGCAGGUCAAGCAAGAUAUGUGGAGAGAGAAAAAAUUGACUUUAAGAUAAAUACAUUUUUAAAGAAUAGAACUAUAUUUAAUAUUAAAAAUAAUUUGAAUAGGAUUAUUUUUUAGAUUCUAGGGUAAAUAGCCACUAAGCUAAACAACCCUAUUUUUUUUAAUAUAUAUAUCUUAAAUGUGAUACUGCAGCUUUUUGCUCAUUAUGCUAUUGUACAUACAGCACAAAUUUGUAUAAAUCAUUUUAAGCUAUGGCUGUGAGCACUGAAUUAAACAGCCUAUUUUAACAUGAGCCUUGUAAAUAUAUUAAAAUAGAUAUUAUUUAUUCUUACAGUUAUUUGGUUUCUGUAUACAAACUUUAUAAGAUUUGUAAUGUCAUUGAUUUUAGCAAGGCUGGCCUGAACAUUGUUUUCUGUGAAUGGUUUUGUAAAUAUCUUUUCGACAAUCCUUUUGCUCCUUUCCUUUUAAAACUUCAGCUAAGAGUGGGUUAAAAAUGCCCUUUGGAAUAUAAUUUUUGUAUUAAUGACAAUGUUAUGUGUUACAAAGAAAAUCUAAACCAUUAUUAAACAUUGCUGCCUCAACUGGAA